GCGCAGUUGCAGCGAGUACAAGAAAGCACUUUCCGAAAGAAGCUACGAGCCUGUGAGAAGAAGAAUCACGCAAUGGAGACAGCGCGUGAAUUGAUUGCGGAGUAUAGUUUUUCCGGCCGUGCAGCGUAGCCAACGUCAUUUCUUUGGCUUUCCUCCUCAAUCACCCCUUACAGACUCCGGACCCCUCCCCUCUGCCGCGGAACCUCUCUUUCUCCUUCUCUCCCUCUAUAUAUAUACACACACGUCCAUAUAUGUCUCUGUAUUGUUUUCUCAGGUCUUGCGAUUCAGUUGGAGAAGUGGGGAAAUUUGCGAACCUCGAAGCCCUAACUCUCUCUUUUUUCUGUAUCUUGAUUCAGAUAGAAAAGUAAACCCUAGCGUUGAAAUCGUUAAGAUCAGAUUGCGAGAGAAAUAGGAAAGAAAACCUACCUACGAAUUUCCUCUUGCACGGUUGUUGUUUGAAGGUUGAGUUUGUGGUUUCAGAUUUCGUAAACGUUAUUGUUAAAUUCGAGAUCACCGUAAGGAUGCGUAUGUUUGAGGUCGGAUUUCGAUGAAUGUCGUUGUGAAUGAUAUUUUUUAUGGAGUGGAGCUAGGAUUGAUUGGGUAUUGGUAUGGUUUUCGCGAUUUCCUUGUAGAUUGAGCUCGAUCAAGUGAAUUAGGUUUAUUCGAAAUCUGUAGCUUUGCUAUUGCUUUUGCGCUAUUAUAUCAUUCGUAUUCUGUUGUUUUCAAUGGCGGUCGUAGUAUGAACUAACGAGCCGGUGACUGGAAUUUGACGUUACAUAAUUGCCUUUGGGUACGAUUCCGUGAAAAUAUUGUUUAUUUGUAUCUCCAGGGGUUGAUUAGGGAUUUCCGGGAAAAUAUUGCUUGCUAUGACUAAGAGAUGAUGUUUUUUUGGUAAUGAAUACGAGUAGAUAGAUUGUUGGUAGUGGUGGACAAUUAUCAGUUCAGAGUCUGCUUGUAUUAGCUGGUUCUGGAAAGUAAUCUCAAAUCUCUCAGAAUGAGCUUAGAUAAUGAAGAUCCAAGUCUCCCAGAAGAAUCCUCCAGUUUACAUAGCGACAAGCAUUCAAAAAUAUCUUAUACACGAGAGUUCCUUUUGUCCUUGAGUGAAUUGGAGAUAUGUAAGAAGCUACCAAGUGGGAUUGAGCCAGCACUUCUGAGUGAGCUCGAUAGUACUCCAUAUGACAUACCAGAUCGCCAAAGAAGCUCUGUUGCUGCGCCUCCUUUACAAGGCUUCAGACGCAAUGAUUAUGGUUCAUCUCCUCCUACUAGAGGGAUUUAUGGAAGAUGGGAAAACCGUUUCUCUGUACGAAGUGAUCAGGAAAGCGAUACACAAUCUGCCCGGGAUUCAGAAUCUCUUAGGCGCCAUGGAAAUCAACCCCGGCGGUCUUGGCAGACUCCUGAGCAUGAUGGACUUCUUGGAAGCGGUUCAUUUCCAAGACCAUCUGUAUAUGCGUCUGGAAUACCUGCGUCAAAAGCACGGGGAAAUGAUCAUUAUCAACUUAGCAAGAGCAAUGAGCCUUAUCAUCCUCCCCGCCCUUACAAGGCAGGACCUCAAUCUCGCAGAGAUGCUAGCGAUUCGUACAACAAUGAGACAUUUGGUUCAGUUGAAUGUACAAGUGAGGAUAGAGUGGAAGAGGAAAGGAGAAGGAGAGCAUCUUUUGAGUUAAUGAGGAAGGAACAGCACAAGGCUUCCCUUCAAAAGAAGCAGUAUUUGAAUCUGGAUAAACCUGAAUCUGAAAGUGUCUCAGACUCAGAUAUGUCUGCAUUGGCAGAUGAUGUUAAAGAGAAAAGCAGGCUUUUAGACAGAAGAAAGGAAUUGGAUGUGUCUACAACUUUACCUGAUACUGAUAAUGAUUCUGGGAAAUCUUCUUUUCCUUCACAAACUUCAGCAUCAAGACCACUUGUACCUCCUGGUUUUAGAAGCACUCUCUUGGAAAAGGACUCUGGCCUUAAAGCUGUGAUUCAACUUCCUCUGAAACAGGCAGGGAAACCUGAAAGUGAGGAAAACCUCUUGCAUUCUGGCAUGGACAACCCUGUCCAAAAUGGCUUUUUUGAUGGCUUAGAAAGACAGUCAUCCCAAGAACUUUGCCUAAGUGAUCAACAACUUGAUGAUAGGAGUAUACAUCUACCAUUUUUGAAGAAGGGCAAUCAGAUAGAUGCUUCUAAUAAAAAACCUUGCUUGGAUGAUAACUUAAAUCCUCCUUCCAGUAUUUUGGAAACCCAAAAACUCAUGGAAGGUCCUGAAGUUAUUGAACUUAGUGUUGGGUUGUCACAGGAGAAAAUUGAAGUGGAACCUGACCUGAACCAAUCAACAUCCAUAUUGGAUCAAAUUUUUGGAAGUGCUAUAUCAAUGACUGUUGGGGAAUCUGAGCACCAAGAUACAAAACGUGAUGAUAAAUGGAGCCCCAGAACUAAUCAAUCUUCGAAGUUUGCACAUUGGUUCUGUGAAGAAGAAGAAACCAAGGCAAAAGAUAAUUCCUUGUCUAGGCCAAAUGAUUUACUUGCAUUAAUCGCUGGUGGUGAUAACAGCAGAUCACAAGCUCAUGAUGUGAAAUCUACUGAGAACAUUUUGUCUAAUGCACUAGCUGCAACAGUUGAGGUUUCAGAACCACUGUAUGCAUCUAGUAAAGACACUGCAUCCCCCACUAUCCUUACUUGUGAGGAUCUUGAGCAGACAAUUUUGUCUGAGUAUAGUGAAAAUGGUCCAAAUUUGCAAUCACUAUUACCAGGUUGGAGUACAAAUUCUAAGCCCGAAGAACAAAGAGAACGUGUUGAUGAUCGGGCAUCUCAACACCUGCUUUCUUUGUUACAGAAAGGACCAGAUCUUGGGAAUAAGAUUCAUAUGUCUAAUAUGGACACUGAUUCAGUGGAUUCACAUGAAAAGUUUACAGAAGAUAACAAGCCUAUGGAAGAUGAAAGUGCUCUUGGUAAAGCAAUUACUCUUGAAACACUCUUCGGCACUGCUUUUAUGAACGAGUUACAAUCAAUGCAAGCUCCUGUUUCUAUCCAAAGGGGUGGCUCGGUUGCUUCUGUACAGUCUGAUGGCUUGGAAUCUCAAAGGUCAUUGCCUGUUCCAAAUGAUGUGUUUUUCCCUUCAACAAUUGAUGGUGUGGGAGGAUCUAAAAUGAUGAGCAAUGACAACGUCAUGGUUGAUAGAGAGCAAACUAAGCUUGAUAAGGCUGAAAGAUGGUUAGGUUUUGAUGAUCCUCUAACUAAACUGCACCCAAAGCACUUGACUGAUAGGUCGUACAAAAAUGGUGACUUUGAUGGGGUGAUAGGAUUUCAGCUGCCCGAAGAUGACAACUUGUUUAGCGGUGGCAAUCCAGUGAAUCCCCAAGUUUCAUUGAACAUGGCUGAUGGAAAUUUGAAUAAGGGGGUGGUAGAGCAACUGGCCUCUGUUCAUGCAGCUCCUAGUAAUCAAAGGACUAUGGUCGGUCCAGGAGGACUGUCAUUUUUGCAUGGUCCUCGUGAUCAGGUGGAGCCUGAGAUGUUUCACAAUCUUCCUGCUCAGCCAUCAUCUUCCCUGUUUCAUCCCAUGCAAAUGAAUCAAGGGAGACAAUUAGUUCAUCCAUUUGAGACACUUCCUGCUCACUCGACUUCCCAGAUGAAGUUUGUGGGUCCAGAGAUUAUGACUCAUAUUGACACUCCAAGUCACCAAUUUUCUGGAAACAUGAUGCAUCCUCCAUUUCAUCGCCCCAAUCCUGCAGUAACUGGGUUUGAUCUUCCUACUCAGCAUCCUAUGAUGCAGCAACAGAUGCAAAUGCCAGGCAAUUAUCCCCAUAUGCAACAUGACCGUCUGAGGAAUGCUCCAUUUCCUCAACAUCCUGGCAAUCAGCCUGCUGCUGCUUUUCUGCAGGAACCGAACCCGAUGCAAGUGUUACCCUUUGGGCCACGACCACCUCGUCAACCAAACAUCAAUGGAUUUGGGAUUCCAAUGCCAGUUGAUAUUAACCGUGGAAGUAAUCAACCUGAAGCAAUCCAGAAACUUCUGGAAAUGGAAGUCAGGGCAAAACAGAUGCACCCUUUUGCUGCUGGUAAUAGCCAAGGAAUGUAUGGUCAUGAGCUUGAUAUGGGACUGCGAUAUAGAUAGUUUGAUUGGAACUAGUAAUGCUGAUGGUACUCAGGUGUAUACUAUUUGAUCAUGUGGCAUUUAGAUGUGAACAGUAGCAUAACUUCAGUUUUCAUGUCUGGAAAAUGGAAUGCCUAUAGAGAGAAAGCAAGUGGAAGAAAAGUUGUAGUGACAUUUCUGGCUGGCGUGUGCUUCAUCUGCCCAUUGCCAUUUUAUGUUUUCCCCUGUUUCUUUUGUUGAACUCUCUUCCUUUUGUUAUAAAAAGUUCUUUUGAUGAA
Ipomoea triloba (trilobed morning glory) is the source of this 4344-nucleotide messenger RNA. RefSeq lists its product as uncharacterized. Lineage: Eukaryota; Viridiplantae; Streptophyta; Magnoliopsida; Solanales; Convolvulaceae. The transcript is spliced from 10 exons. The coding region runs from base 995 to 4087 and encodes 1030 amino acids. The record is from RefSeq and is a predicted model, not a curated record.